Molecule: messenger RNA, 700 nt
Organism: Closterium sp. Naga37s-1
Lineage: Eukaryota; Viridiplantae; Streptophyta; Zygnematophyceae; Desmidiales; Closteriaceae
Source: the annotation of a GenBank genome assembly
AUGGCGACCGCCGUUGACGACGACUACGUUGGAUUGAGAACGCACCGGCAUUUUGCUUUCGCGCAAGGACGGAUUUUCAGCAGCAGCGAGCGAGUUACACGAGAAGUCAUGGAUCGUCUCUGGCACGACCGCACGGGAUGGGCCUCCUCAGUCCCGGCGACAGCCAUGCAGGACAGUGUCGCCCAAAAGUCGAAAGACGGUGCCAUCGCAUGCUUGGAUGACGGCGAGCAGGCGCCGCCUGGCAAGGCGGCGACAUCGGCGGCCCGCGAUGGGCAUGGCGCACCUGCUGUCGCGACGAAUAACGGGGCGGAGGCACCACCUCGCGCGCUGUUCCAUCCGAUCAAGGUGGACGACAUGCACGCGGAGAUGGACCGCCUGCGACUCGAGCUAUGGGCGGCGCGCAUAGAGUGCAGCGAGCUAAGGGGUCAACUAGAGGCGCGGUCGGAGCGCGCGCUGGAGGAGGAGCGCCUGGCCGGCGCGAGGAGCGCGCGGGAAGAGGCGCAGCGGCAGGUGGAGGAGACGAGGGGCGAGGCGGCGGCGGCGAGGCGCGAGGCGGAGCGGGCGAGGCGGUACCACGAGGAGGAGGUGGCCGUGCUGCUCGGCGCGCACCGCGACAAGGAGGCGCUCUGGCAGCGCAAGGAGGUGGAGGUGGAGCACGAGCUGCGCCACCUGCGCCACCGUCUAGCAGACGCACGCAACG